Pollicipes pollicipes is the source of this 1543-nucleotide messenger RNA. RefSeq lists its product as uncharacterized. The record is from RefSeq and is a predicted model, not a curated record. The transcript has 4 exons. The coding region runs from base 115 to 723 and encodes 202 amino acids. Lineage: Eukaryota; Metazoa; Arthropoda; Thecostraca; Pollicipedomorpha; Pollicipedidae.
UGGUGACCCCGUCAGCGCCCGCUGCCGCGCUUGGAGAUCCCGCCAGCGCCCGCUGCUAGCUGACCGACCCCUUGCUGGCCGGGGGCGCUGCUGGCUGACCGACACGUGGCUGCCAUGGCUGGCCCGUUCGCCGUCAGGCUGCUGCUGGCCCUGCUCAUCCUGCUGGCUGUCUGCGCCCAGGCGGAGCCGCGCGCUCAAAGGUCCUUUCGCCGCCACACCACGUUGACUCGGCUGGAGGAAACGCUGAAGGACCUGCAAGCGAAAUACGCCAAGAUGAUAGUGGAACAGAAGAAAGUGGAAAAAAUCGUAGAAAAAGUGGCGAACGUGACAACAGACGCGGCGUGUCGAGCCGGAUACUCCGGAGUGGGCCACAAGCUCUGUCUGUCGACCGUGUCUUCGGUCCCGCUGGCCCGGCAGCGGGCAGCUGCCAGCUGCAAGGACAAACACGGCCGGCUGCUGCAGCUGGAGACCAGCCGCAAGUUCCAGAUGGUCAAGCUGCUGCUGAUGGACGACCGGCCGCUGUGGGUGGGCGCCACCUACCGGGCGUCUCCCAAGGCAGACUUCUUCUGGGACGCCGGCGGCACCCGGGUGCAGGUCAAGGUCGAGGGGCGGGCCGACGACGGCGCCACCUGUGUGGUGCUGACACUGUUCCGGUCCCCUGGCCACCUGGCCGCCCUCGACUGCCGAUUUCCCCGCUACUUCGUGUGCGAGCAGGCCGACUGAACGCGGCGGCGUCGAAACGGGAGUGGCCUGCGAGUCUAGACAUGCAUGUUCCAGGCUGCAUUUUGGGUGACUUCUACUGGUAGUGACUGCAUGGAAUUGGAGAGUGCGGGGGGAAUCGGAGGAUUCGCAUAGGAGCGUUCAUUUGGCAUGCACGGGUUUAGUGGGAUGUGUUGUAUGAGUGAACUGCGGACACCUAACCACAUAUCGCGUUCGUCGCAGACUUCUACGAAGCUCAUUUUACACUUUCACAGCAUUCGGCGACGUGGCACUAGGCACGUGGCAAACCUAUACUAUCGCCUGUAUUAUCCAAGAUGGGAGAGUAAAAUGAAGCUGCCAAUCAGACAGUGAGGCGCCAUUUGCAUGCGUCAGGUAUAAUAGAUAGCCAAUCUAAGGUUUCGACAUGCGGGUUGGAAAUGUAUAGACAGAUUACUUAGGAGCUAGAGGAUUAACAGUUUUUUGUAGCCUACGGGCCCCAACCAUACCGGGAACCACAACCAUUAUUGCCAUUGGAGCUUGAAACUGACUGGAGUCGAGUGGGUGGACCUAGGAAGCUAUGAUUCGUCAGUUGCGGAACACACUGCAGGCAUCGACUGGUUUGUGAACUGCGGUAGUUCCAUUGCACCUCUAUUCCCGUUCCACUGCACCUCUAUCUCCGAAGCAUAGCCACUACCCGGGUCCCUAAUAAGCCUCCCAGUCGUCGGGGACAGGACAAUGCCCUGGUCUCGCUUUGCUGGAGUGCUGCGCCGGAACUGAUGACAAUGCAAUGCAUGUACCGCAUGUUGGGACGCUAAAACCGACAAUACACCAGCCGCGCUGCUGA